AUUCAGAUAUUAUUCGAAUCGAUUUGAGUGAUUCGAAUGGAACACGCGAACGAGAUUUUUAUGAUUCUUCAUGGGCUGAACUUGCAGUGACUUUUGGAACUUCAUACAGAGAAGCACGUCAAAUA
Ambispora gerdemannii is the source of this 125-nucleotide messenger RNA. The record is from the annotation of a GenBank genome assembly. Lineage: Eukaryota; Fungi; Glomeromycota; Glomeromycetes; Archaeosporales; Ambisporaceae.